This is a messenger RNA of Lagenorhynchus albirostris (white-beaked dolphin), 3078 nucleotides long. It is a transcript of the gene CTRC, whose product is annotated as chymotrypsin C. The coding region runs from base 647 to 1453 and encodes 268 amino acids. Gene Ontology annotation, molecular function: serine-type endopeptidase activity. Gene Ontology annotation, biological process: proteolysis. Lineage: Eukaryota; Metazoa; Chordata; Mammalia; Artiodactyla; Delphinidae. The transcript has 8 exons. The record is from RefSeq and is a predicted model, not a curated record.
CCACGCCUCAGCCUCCAUCCAAAGCCUGGGGAGGAGGUGCUGGAGAGCAGGGGGUACCCCAAGACCAGACAGUAUUCGUUGAAUAAGGGAGAAAGAAAAGGACAGGAAGCAAACAGAGAGCUAUAAAGACAGAGAAGGAAGCGGUGCGUCACGGGAGUUUGCGGCCCCAGACUGACGUUAGAAGCGCUGACUUCAAAUCUUGGGUCUGUUGUUGCCCAGCUGUGUGACCCCGGAUUGCCCCCGACCCUCUGAGUCUCAGCUUCGUGAAGUUUAAUGAGCGAACAAGAGUGUCUACCGCGUGGUGUUGGGAGAAUUAAGUGACUGCAAGAGGUAUUGGGCACGGCACCCGGCACAAUAAAUGACAACUAAGAAAAAUGAGUCAGGCCAAGCAGCGUGGCAGGGCCCCCCAAACCUGUAAACGUCAGAUUUGCUCUGUCUCAGGAUAUUUGGGAAACUCCUGCCUCCACGCCAGCUCCAUCUCCUGCGCAAAUUAAACAGUAACCAGCCAAGGUCAGGGAAAGGGCCUUGACAGAACAGGUUCCUCCCAAGGGGUGGCUCAGCCUUGACGAGGUGGGCCCACCCUCCUCCUGCCUAUAAGUGGGGACCUGGUCACCGCGACGGCCACUCGAUCCCGGGCACUCACGACAUGCUGGGCGUCAGCGUCUUCACCGUGCUCCUGGCCUACGCUUCCAGCUGCGGGGUCCCCAUCUUCCGGCCCAACCUAUCAGCCCGGGUGGUGGGCGGAGACAAUGCUGUUCCCCACAGCUGGCCCUGGCAGAUCUCCCUCCAGUACCUCAAGAAUGGCGUGUGGAGGCACACCUGCGGUGGCACCUUGAUCACCCCCAGUCACGUCCUCACAGCUGCCCACUGCAUCAGCAAUACCCUGACUUACCGCGUGGCCCUGGGGAAGAACAACCUGGAGGUGGAGAAUGAGGAAGGCUCCGUGUUCAUGGGCGUGGACACCAUCUUUGUCCACGAGAAGUGGAGCUCCUUCCUAAUUCGCAAUGACAUUGCCCUUAUCAAACUGGCGGAGCCCGUGGAACUGAGUGACACCAUCCAGCCAGCCUGCCUGCCAGAGGAGGGUUCCUUGCUGCCUCAGGACUACCCCUGCUACGUCACUGGCUGGGGCCGUCUCUGGACCAACGGCCCCAUCGCUGAUGAGCUGCAGCAGGGCCUGCAGCCCGUGGUGGAUCACGCCACAUGCUCCCAGAAAGACUGGUGGGGCAACAAUGUGAAGAACACCAUGGUCUGCGCCGGGGGUGAUGGUGUCAUCUCAGCCUGCAACGGGGACUCGGGCGGCCCACUGAACUGCCAGGCCAAGGACGGCUCUUGGGAGGUGCGGGGCAUCGUCAGCUUCGGCUCCGGGCUGAGCUGCAACACCCUCAAGAAGCCCACGGUCUUCACCCGCGUGUCCGCCUACAACAACUGGAUCAACGAGAAACUACAGCUGUGAUUCAUCCCUGGGAGCCAAGGCCGCAAAUCCCGGCAACCACAAUAAACCUCCUUUCCCCUCAAGCGACCUGUGUUCUUGAUUUGCGCGUCCCCUGCGGGUUCCCGGGCUCUCUAGGGGCUGCCUGUUUCCAUACCAGGGGUGCAAUGAGAGAUCCCCCUCAGCCAGCCUGGUUAGGCCUUGGAAGGAGCUGCUGGGGAUGCUGGUGGAGGGGGCACCCCCAGGAAGCCACCUGGUGCCUGAGGGAAUAUGAGUUAAGGACACACCAGACACCUGCCCCAUCCCCGCACAUCUCAUAAGCCGUGAACCACCGGGCCCUGAUCAGACCGCAAUGGCUUCCACACAUAGUCACAGCAGGUCAGAGGUGGGAAAGCUUGCACUGCACUAGACAGGCAGGGCAGCUCAGGCCCAGAGAAGGAAAGAGCUGGGCCAGAUCACAGGAGCAGACGUCCAGUCAUGCACAGGCAAGAGGCUCAGGGCAGGGCCCUCUGGUCCUGAGGCCGACUAGAGGGCAAGGGGUCCAGAAAAGAGAGGGACCCAGUGUCCAGUGAGGUACAUCCAAGCGGGACCCCCGACCCCUGACCAUAGGGUCUCUGGUCCAGGGCGCUCCUGGGGAUGUGCUGCUCUAUGGAGGGAGGUAUCCCCAACCCGGCCGCUGAAGUCCUCCUAGGAAAGCCAUCAACUAUGGCUGCCUCUGGUUGGUCCAUGAGUUGUCCAGUUUCCCCAUCAGACUUUGGUUCCUGGAGAUGGGGACCGUGGCCUCCCACGAUGUCCAGCUCAUUCUCAAAAAAUACUUUAUUUUCUCAACCAGCAAUGGGACCUACAAGGAGCCCAGCACCAGCUCAGCCGUAGGAAUCUAGGGAUGGUCCAGACAAGAUUCCUGCUCUGCAGGAGACAGACCCAUAAACAGAUCACUGAGUUCCCUGGUGUAAGUGUGAAGGUAGGAAUACAGUCCAGGAGCAUGGCGAAGGGACACUUAAACCAGUGAGAGUAGGCAGGAAGAGUCCAGGAUGGCUUCCUAGAGGUGGUGAUGCCCAGUGUAAUGUAUUCUUUACAUUUGAGCAGAAGGUACCAAAAUACAGAAGAUGCUGCUGGUUGCUUGACCCAAACUUCAUUCCCAGCCUCCUCCUUUUGUAGUUGUUUCUAUACUGGAGGCUAAAAAUGCUAAAUUCUUGCUGUCCCCAGGUCCCUUGCAGUUCUAAUAUCAAAGUGAUAGCUAACACUUACUGAACACUUACUCUGUGCCAGGCACCGUUCUACAGGUUUUACGUGUAUUACCUCACUUAAUCUCCAAAACAAUCCUAAGACGUAGGUUAUUAACAUCAUCCCCAUUUCACAAAUGAGAAAACUGAGGCUAGAGAUGGUUAGUGACUUCCCAAGGUGAUUUACCUGGGAGGUGAUGGAGCUGGGAUCCAGACUUUGUUAAUCUGGCCCCAGAGCCCAUGCUCUUGACCACCAUGCUCUACUGCCCAGUGAUGAAUAUGGAUAUGAUGCCUGGAACUAAGGCAGCCUUCUUGUGGCGAAGAGAAUUACAGAGACAUGAGCUCAGACAUCAUCGAGCUGCAGAUCUGAUGCCAGCAACCGUUCUCUGAAUGUCUAAUUAUGUAAAAACUAAAUAAACCUGCAUU